AUGGGUGUUUACUUGGCGGCGAUUUUUUCGUUACUGGUCUUUGAAAUGGCCAUAUUGUUUGUUUUGGUGCUUCCACUUCCACAGCGUGUGAGGAAAUGGUUGUACAUGCGCUGCACUGCUAUAGGCUCUAAUAAGAAGUUUAGGACAUAUAUGGUGGGAAUCAUGAUAUUCGUUGGUCUCUUGUUCAUCGAUUCGUGGAAGAGAUCGCAGAUCAAAGUCUCUACGUAUCACAGUCAAAAACCCCCUUACGUAAUAAAUAGUGUCACCCCAGUGGACGCGUUAGCUUCAAGGGCAUACAACCAGAGGAAUGUUUACAUUUCGGGCUUCAUCAUCUAUUUCUGUAUAUGUAUUCUCACCGUGAUGAGUAUACUGCGCAGAAUAGUGGAGUGGAAUGACAAAAUUAGGGCUGGAGAUGCGAUUUUGAAGGCAAAGUUAAGGCAGAAGCAAAAAUACUUGAAGGACUUGCAGAAGAAGAAUGGUUCUCACAUACAUACAUACAGAUGA
Molecule: messenger RNA, 504 nt
Organism: Saccharomyces kudriavzevii IFO 1802
Lineage: Eukaryota; Fungi; Ascomycota; Saccharomycetes; Saccharomycetales; Saccharomycetaceae
Gene: YET2
Product: Yet2p
Exons: 1
Coding region: 1-504 (167 amino acids)
Biological process (GO): intracellular protein transport; endoplasmic reticulum to Golgi vesicle-mediated transport
Cellular component (GO): endoplasmic reticulum membrane; endoplasmic reticulum
Source: RefSeq, a predicted model, not a curated record